Messenger RNA from Cyclopterus lumpus (lumpfish), 4805 nucleotides. RefSeq names its product serpin peptidase inhibitor, clade A (alpha-1 antiproteinase, antitrypsin), member 10a (gene serpina10a). Gene Ontology annotation, biological process: negative regulation of endopeptidase activity; blood coagulation. Bases 135 to 1304 code for a protein of 389 amino acids. Lineage: Eukaryota; Metazoa; Chordata; Actinopteri; Perciformes; Cyclopteridae. The transcript is spliced from 6 exons. Gene Ontology annotation, molecular function: serine-type endopeptidase inhibitor activity. The record is from RefSeq and is a predicted model, not a curated record.
AGACACAGGAAGUGAUGUAUAUUGAUCGUGCUUGCGCUUGAUGGUGAUGCGCAGCUCGUGAAGGUUCAGAGCAGAAAGACGGUUGUAUACAAAUCACAGAUCGAAGAUCAACACAAGCAGAGGGCGCUGUGACUAUGACUCCCUGCAUCCCGCUCUCAUUGGUCGGCCUCCUCCUCCUGAGUCAAUGCUCCUCUGAGUCCGCCGGCCCAUCAGUGGAGGUUCUGACCAAAAAGAACGCAGACUUUGCUGCCCAGCUGUAUCGAGCCGUCUCCAGCCGGACCGAUGACAAUGUCUUCCUCUCCACAUUCACGCUGUCUGCUGGGCUGCUGGCGCUGGUGAGCGCCACCAACGGGCCGACCCAGGAACAGCUGCUGCAGGGACUCAGUUUGACUGGACUGGACCCACAGACCCUCCCAGACCUGUUUCAGAAUCUGAGAAGCCUCGUCACCAACCUGAGGCAGGGUGUGGCCGUCUUCCCAGCCCAAGGCUUUCUUGUGUCGUCCUCCUACCUGGACCUGGUUCAGACCAAGUUUGGGGGAAAAGCUCAGAGUCUGGCCUAUACGAUGCCGCAGGAAGCCACCGACACGAUCAACAGCUGGGCCCAGGAAAGCACGGGAGACCAGGUCCAGGAGCUGGUGACCAACCUGGACCCAAACACACAGCUGCUGCUUGCCACCACUGCCUUUUACAAGGCCCAGUUCAGUCCGUCUUUCAACGCGUCCUUCACUCAGGACGAGCGUUUCUACAUGGGCAGGUAUCACGUCGUCAUGGUUCCCAUGAUGUUCAGAGCCGAUAAGUACUUUCUGGCAUACGACGGCUUGGUGAAAGUCGGUGUGUUGAAGCUGCCGAUGGUGGGCGGGGCUGCCAUGUUGGUACUGCUGCCCGAUGAAGGCGUGGACGUAACCGCCGUCGAAGAUGAAGUGACUGGAGAGAAGAUCCAGACCUGGAUAAGACAGCUAAAGAGAACGAAGUUGGAGGUGCAGCUUCCUCGCUUCCUGUUAGAGCGUUCCUACUCUCUGCGUGACGUCCUGCAGACUCUCAACAUCAAGCAGGUGUUUCAGGAGGACGCUGACAUCAGCAACAUGGGCGGAGCUGACGGUCUCAAACUCACACAGGUUUAUCAUAAAUCUGUAGUGUCCGUUGACGAGAGCAGCGAUGACAUCAUCACAGGAGGCGAAGCCAGCACGCCCUCCACUCUGCCUCCUCGACUGACCAUCAACAGGCCCUUCAUCUUCAUCAUCUACCAGCAGACGAGUGGCUGUGUGCUGUCGAUGGGCCGCGUCAUCGACCCCUCCAGGAAAUAAGACCAAUCAAAGUAAUGUCAGUAACUCCUGUCCAGCGUUUCCCAACCUGAGGCUUAAGACCCCCCCCUCAAUAGAUCAAUUUAAGGGUCCUGACACCCUUUCAUAUUUAUACACAAAAGUACAUUUAUGUUUUCAGCUCGUUAGCAGCUUUCUUUCUUUCUCAAACAUCCAUGAUGAUAAGAUGAGCUUCAUCAUUCAUACAACUGUCAGAACUGUCUUAACUUGAGGACACUGGUUGAUCGGUCUUAACUUAAGGACACUGGUUGAACUGGCCUUAACUUGAGGACACUGGUUGAACCGGUCUUAACUUAAGGACACUGGUUGAACUGGUCUUAACUUAAGGACACUGGUUGAUCUGGUCUUAACUUAAGGACACUGGUUGAACCGGUCUUAACUUGAGGACACUGGUUGAACGGUCUUAACUUAAGGACACUGGUUAACCGGUCUUAACUUGAGGACACUGGUUGAACGGUCUUAACUUAAGGACACUGGUUGAACCGGUCUUAACUUAAGGACACUGGUUGAACUGGUCUUAACUUGAGGACACUGGUUAACCGGUCUUAACUUAAGGACACUGGUUGAACCGGUCUUAACUUGAGGACACUGGUUGAUCGGUCUUAACUUAAGGACACUGGUUGAUCGGUCUUAACUUGAGGACACUGGUUGAACCGGUCUUAACUUGAGGACACUGGUUGAACCGGUCUUAACUUGAGGACACUGGUUAACCGGUCUUAACUUAAGGACACUGGUUGAACCGGUCUUAACUUGAGGACACUGGUUGAACGGUCUUAACUUAAGGACACUGGUUGAACGGUCUUAACUUAAGGACACUGGUUGAACUGGUCUUAACUUGAGGACACUGGUUAACCGGUCUUAACUUAAGGACACUGGUUGAACGGUCUUAACUUAAGGACACUGGUUAACCGGUCUUAACUUAAGGACACUGGUUGAACCGGUCUUAACUUGAGGACACUGGUUGAUCGGUCUUAACUUGAGGACACUGGUUGAACCGGUCUUAACUUGAGGACACUGGUUGAACCGGUCUUAACUUGAGGACACUGGUUAACCGGUCUUAACUUAAGGACACUGGUUGAACCGGUCUUAACUUGAGGACACUGGUUGAACGGUCUUAACUUAAGGACACUGGUUGAACGGUCUUAACUUAAGGACACUGGUUGAACUGGUCUUAACUUGAGGACACUGGUUGAACCGGUCUUAACUUAAGGACACUGGUUGAACCGGUCUUAACUUGAGGACACUGGUUGAACGGUCUUAACUUAAGGACACUGGUUGAACGGUCUUAACUUAAGGACACUGGUUGAACUGGUCUUAACUUGAGGACACUGGUUGAACCGGUCUUAACUUGAGGACACUGGUUGAACCGGUCUUAACUUGAGGACACUGGUUAACCGGUCUUAACUUGAGGACACUGGUUGAACGGUCUUAACUUAAGGACACUGGUUGAACGGUCUUAACUUAAGGACACUGGUUGAACUGGUCUUAACUUGAGGACACUGGUUGAACCGGUCUUAACUUAAGGACACUGGUUGAACUGGUAUUAACUUGAGGACACUGGUUGAACCGGUCUUAACUUAAGGACACUGGUUGAACUGGUCUUAACUUAAGGACACUGGUUGAACUAGUCUUAACUUAAGGACACUGGUUGAACCGGUCUUAACUUAAGGACACUGGUUGACCGGUCUUAACUUGAGGACACUGGUUGAACCGGUCUUAACUUAAGGACACUGGUUGAUCGGUCUUAACUUGAGGACACUGGUUGAACCGGUCUUAACUUGAGGACACUGGUUGAACCGGUCUUAACUUAAGGACACUGGUUGAACUGGUCUUAACUUAAGGACACUGGUUGAUCGGUCUUAACUUGAGGACACUGGUUGAUCGGUCUUAACUUGAGGACACUGGUUGAACCGGUCUUAACUUGAGGACACUGGUUAACCGGUCUUAACUUGAGGACACUGGUUGAACGGUCUUAACUUAAGGACACUGGUUGAACGGUCUUAACUUAAGGACACUGGUUGAACUGGUCUUAACUUGAGGACACUGGUUGAACCGGUCUUAACUUAAGGACACUGGUUGAACUGGUCUUAACUUGAGGACACUGGUUGAACCGGUCUUAACUUAAGGACACUGGUUGAACUGGUCUUAACUUAAGGACACUGGUUGAACUAGUCUUAACUUAAGGACACUGGUUGAACCGGUCUUAACUUAAGGACACUGGUUGACCGGUCUUAACUUGAGGACACUGGUUGAACCGGUCUUAACUUAAGGACACUGGUUGAACUGGUCUUCACCUGCAGACACUGGUUUGUGUUCAGUGGUCAUAAACCACUAAGGUUGGACAUGAGGAUCUAGAGACGUGUGGUGGAUGAAAAUAAGGAAUUCCUGCUUUGGAUUCAUUUGAAUAUGCGCCUCUCUCGGGGUGAGUACAGACUGAGAUAUUUGUACAUCAAACAUAAAACCAACAUGUUGGUCAAGAUGAAGGGUGUGGAUGGGACUUGAGGCCUGAGAGCUGGAGGCUGAGAAUCCUCUUUGUGUUCUUUGAACUUCAGUUGACUGAAACUCUCGAGCUGAAACAUGAGUAGUUUGUUUUCCUCCAUGACAAAAACAUCUGUGAAAUUACAGGGCAGUAUCACAUAGUAGUGGUAGUAUUAGAGUUACUGGUGCUAAUACUAUUACUAGCAUUAGGAGUCAUAAAACACAUAGACCCUUUUACAGUUCGUAAACGAUGGUGAUGUACUGACUGACGUGUGUGUACUUUCCAGAGUAGAAAUAUUUAGUGUCCAGAUAGAAAAAUGUAUGUGGAGGAGAAACAUUACCAGUCACUCUAUGGUUAUUAUCUACCAACCAUUAAGUUACCACGAACGACGUUUAGAGAGCCACCAGUUAACAUGGCCACUGGUUAAAGUGGAAUACUGGAUUCUGGACUAUGUAGAACUUGAGUGGAUUCUGACAUCAGAACAUGAAAGAGACGUUUAGAUGUGGGAAACAGUUUUAAUUCAGUGUGUAAAGCUUCUAACCCAUCUGUCGAUGACAGCAUGCACACUGUUGGCUGUAAAAGGACCUAUUUGAGCCUGGUGGAGACUCUAGAGUUACUAAUGUAACCUUUUGAUUAAAACCUUUGAAAUGCCAUCCAUCCAUCCAUCCAUCCAUUUUCAAUACCGCUUAUCCUCAUUAGGGUCGCGGGGGCGCUGGAGCCUAUCCCAGCUGACAUAGGGCGAAGGCAGGGGACACCCUGGACAGGCCGCCAGUCCAUCGAGGGCUGAGGACCUUUGAAAUGCACUGAUGUAAACACUUAAAGACUAAUAACUAAAGAUAAACCCAUGACUUCAGCCUCAGCUGGACCUUUAGUUAGCAUGACAACCUCUAUCUUAGCAUUUGUACUGUUUGCAUGUCUGAAACACUUCCUGUAAGCAUUUAUAAAUAUAAAACGUGUAUACCACCUGCAGUAAAGCUUUCCUGUAAAACAUUAAACAUUCAAAUUAA